Molecule: messenger RNA, 999 nt
Organism: Vigna unguiculata (cowpea)
Lineage: Eukaryota; Viridiplantae; Streptophyta; Magnoliopsida; Fabales; Fabaceae
Product: receptor-like protein kinase FERONIA
Biological process (GO): protein autophosphorylation
Cellular component (GO): plasmodesma; plasma membrane
Molecular function (GO): ATP binding; transmembrane receptor protein tyrosine kinase activity
Source: RefSeq, a predicted model, not a curated record
AUGGGUCUUCUUUCACUUUUGUCAUGUUUCUCUAAACCUGAGGCAGGGGUAAACAGAUUACUCGUGACAACAACCUUCAACAUCAUGGGAGAACAUUGCCACCACUUUUCACUUGCAGAGAUACAGUCAUCACUAACGAAUGUUAAGGAAUCUUUGGUGAUUGGAGAAGAUUCAUUCGGAGUAGUGUACAAGGGUUUUCUGAACAAAGGUGCUACCACUGUUGCAAUAAAGUGUUUCAACAAAGGUUCUCUUUCUGGUCUCUCAGAAUCACAGUUGAAGAACGAGGUUCUCUUCCUUUGUCAACUCCACCACCCCAACAUCAUGCCUGUAAUUGGAUUUUGCAUUGAAAGAUUCCCCCAUCUGAUUCUUGUACAUGAAUACAUGUUUAACGGUUCCCUCAAUGAUCACCUUCAUCUUACAAAUAAUCACAAAUUUGUUCCACUUUCGUGGGAAAGGAGGCUUCGAAUUUGCAUUGGUGUGGCACGUGGAUUGCACUAUCUGCACACAGGAGGCAAGUGUUCUGUGAUACAUAAUUUUUUCAAAACACAGUACAUCCUUUUGGAUCAAAACUGGGAACCUAAAAUUUCUGGUUUAUUGUUGUCAAAAAGGGGAUCCGUUGAUGUUGCAAGUUCAUUUCUUGUUGCGAGAAACCAUGAUACUUUCGCAUAUUGUGAUCCUGAGUAUGCAGCCUCUGGUAUCUUGACUGUGAAAUCAAAUGUGUUUUCAUUUGGUGUGGUUCUGUUGGAAGUUGUGAGUGCAAAGCAAGCGCGAGAUUUGUACUUGGAACGUGUGAAGAACCCGAAUUAUUCAGUGGAGUUACAUGCAGAAAAAAUAGUUGAUCCGUUUAUUAAGUCCAAAAUUGCUCCAGAUUGUUGGAAAACGUUCAUUGAUAUCACUGAGAGGUGCUUGCAUAAACAAGGAACGGAACGACCAAACAUGGGCGAAGUGGAGAUACAACUUGAGCUUGCGCUUCAAUUGCAGGAGAAAGCAGAAACCUAG